This is a messenger RNA of Patellaria atrata CBS 101060, 508 nucleotides long. Lineage: Eukaryota; Fungi; Ascomycota; Dothideomycetes; Patellariales; Patellariaceae. The record is from the annotation of a GenBank genome assembly.
AUCGAGGAACUUGAGGCUUUGGAGCGAGCAGCCGAAGGGCAGCGAGCUUCCUCGGUCGCUCCUUCUUCCUCCGCUGUCGUGUCUCCCUCUGGUUAGUCUGGUUUGGAUUUUUCUGCCCUCGAGGGUCUGGAAUUCCCUGGUUUUGGCGAUGAAACUGUUCAAGUUUCUAAUCGCAAUUCGUCAAGUGUUUGAGUGGUUCCCACGUGUUAUCUACGUGUUCGUAGCCUUUCCAUUUUACUAAAUACUUGUACUGACUAUCCACUCGUUGUAGGUCUAAGAUUCGUUCUACCUCGUAGAUAUCUUCUUCCUCGAGUUCUAUGGGUCGUGUUUGGAGUUUGGCAUUAGCAGGUGCUAGUUCUAGGAGUGAUACGUGGAAAACUGGGUGUAUCUUCAUUCCUUAUGGUAAUUCCAACUCAUAAUUGACUUUUCCUUUAACCUGUUUGAUUCUAAAGGGGCCGAUUUUCUUGUGGUCUAGUUUCUUGUUAGGUCUUUUUGUUUUGAGGUUUUU